Seriola dumerili (greater amberjack) is the source of this 1516-nucleotide messenger RNA. It is a transcript of the gene six3b, whose product is annotated as homeobox protein SIX3. Gene Ontology annotation, biological process: eye development; regulation of transcription by RNA polymerase II. Bases 50 to 883 code for a protein of 277 amino acids. NCBI's taxonomy places the organism in Eukaryota, Metazoa, Chordata, Actinopteri, Carangiformes, Carangidae. The record is from RefSeq and is a predicted model, not a curated record. The transcript is spliced from 2 exons. Gene Ontology annotation, molecular function: RNA polymerase II cis-regulatory region sequence-specific DNA binding; DNA-binding transcription factor activity, RNA polymerase II-specific. Gene Ontology annotation, cellular component: nucleus; transcription regulator complex.
GUUUCCGAAACUCACUUCGUCUGCCCUCGGACUCCACUCAGUUGUCCAGAUGGUUUUCAGAUCGCCGCUCGACUUUUUCUCAGCCUCCCGUCUCCUCUUGCCGCACUUGGCGGAUGCGCCCUCCAUCCUGUCUCGCUCCCGGUCCCCGGAGGACCCUCCCUCCGCCUGCCCUCCCACGACUUUCCCGGGACUGUGCUUCUCGGCCGCACAGAUCGCCGCCGUGUGUGAGACUCUGGAGGAGACCGGAGACAUCGAGCGACUGGCCCGCUUCCUCUGGUCGCUCCCGGUGACCACAGACGGCCGCGACUCAAUCUCUGAGCACGAGUCCGUGCAGCGGGCUCGCGCCGUGGUGGCCUACCACACCGGGAGUUUCCGCGAGCUGUAUCACAUCCUGGAGACGCACCGCUUUACGCGUGCCUCGCACGGUAAACUGCAGGCGAUGUGGCUCGAAGCUCACUACCGGGAGGCAGAGAAGCUGCGGGGGCGGGCGCUCGGACCGGUGGACAAGUACCGCGUGAGGAAGAAGUUCCCGUUACCAAGGACCAUCUGGGACGGAGAGCAGAAGACGCACUGUUUCAAGGAGCGCACGCGGGGGCUGCUGAGAGAGUGGUACCUGCAGGACCCGUACCCGAACCCCGGGAAGAAGCGGGAGCUGGCGCACGCCACCGGGCUGACACCGACUCAGGUUGGGAACUGGUUCAAAAACCGGAGACAGAGAGACCGGGCGGCAGCAGCCAAGAACAGGUUGCAGCACCACCGGAUGUGUCCUGACGGUCCACGUGCACUUAGUGGAGGAGAGUGCAGUCCAGACGGGAGUGCAGAGCGCGCGGAUGGACAAACUCUUCUCUCAGUAACCGACAGUGACUCUGACUUGGAUGUGUGAGACUUUUCAUCUGUGAAAUGGACCUUUAGAGGCCUGUGAUGGCCCGCCGUGGAUUACCGGAGAGAGGAGCAUGAUGUACGGUCAGGGUUUGGGUUGCAAUAAACUUUCAGGGCAUAAAACAGUUUUCAUCCUAGAUAUAACUCCAGAUCAUGUAAACGCAAGUUACGUGGAUAUUUGGUCUUUUUCUUUUGUUUCCUGAGAUUAUAAGAGAUAAUAUAAAAGAUUUAUGAUUUCCGUUUCCUGCAUUCUGGUGAUUUCCAGCUGCACCUCAGACCCACAGAUUUUUGUUUCCAACCACAUAACUGGAUGGUGACAGUGCACAUGUGUUGACCCAGCUUGCACCAUCGACCUAAUUAAAAAUACAAAAAGCUGUGGACCCCUGUUGGACUUUCACUCAGGGACCCCCACAUAAUAAUUUUCUCUCAUUUUAAUGGAACUAGUUGUUUUUUUAGAAGCCCCUGAAGGACCCCUGGAUGUCCACUGCUUUAGACAAUCAAUACACACUGAAGGCUACCUCCCUGUCUGUUUGUUUGUAAGUUCAUGAUUUUUUUUGUUUUUUUGUUUCUUUGUUUCUUUACCUCCAUUUCUACUUUAUUUAAAGUUCACAGAGUUCACUGUUCAGUCUGUGUGUGA